Chelonoidis abingdonii (Abingdon island giant tortoise) is the source of this 4761-nucleotide messenger RNA. RefSeq names its product cell division cycle associated 4 (gene CDCA4). Gene Ontology annotation, cellular component: nucleus. NCBI's taxonomy places the organism in Eukaryota, Metazoa, Chordata, Testudines, Testudinidae. Gene Ontology annotation, molecular function: transcription regulator activity. The record is from RefSeq and is a predicted model, not a curated record.
GCCCCCCUCGCGCGUGCUGCCCCGCAGGUCCAGUGCACUGACUGGGACCCACCUUCACCCUGGCCAGCAGCUCCCCACACGCACCCUGCCCCCCCGUUCUUUCCCCGCCGCAGCCCUUUGCUCCUCCCUCAUCUCCUUACUCCGGGGCGGUGUUCCCCCCCCCCCCCUCACAUCUUCUGCCAUCACCAGCACAUACCGUCUCUGUGCUUCUGGGAGAGUGACUCCUGCCACCCCGCGAGGCCUGCACUUUUAGCGGGGGGUGGGCCACUGCCCUGCCACAGUGGGAGGACACCUUUAUAAUCCCGGGGGGAUGACCCCUUCCGCCCCAUACAGACAGCCAUAUGCACCUCUGCACUCUUCUGGCUCUGUCACCACCACAUGCACCUUUUUACUCUUUCCACUACAUCCUCUGUAUGUUAGGGGGAAGACUAAACUAUCCUUUUGUCCCAUCCUCUCCUUACCAUUAUGUACAUCCCUGUACUCCCACAUCCAUCACACACAACUCUAUAUUGCUAGGGAGUGAGUGUCCUGGCACUGUCCCCACCAGGUUCCUAAGGGUUGCCUUUUCCCACAACCACAUCUGGACCUAAAUUCUGUGGUAAGGUCACUGUGUUUCUACAGCAAACUGGAAGCUCUGUGCCUGAUUCAAGUAAAUUUAAAACUUAAUUAUUUUAAUGAAUUCAACAUAAUAAUACUAUUCCUUGAACUACUUUUUAUAUUCAAUCCAAUAUAUCUUAUGCUAUUCUUCAAAUUUUUCAGAUGUCCAUCUGCUGCAGAUUUUUGUUUUGACACAUCUGUAUUGUAGGAGCUGUCGAAGAUUAACCACAAAAUCAAGGGACUCUUGCAGCUUUUGGCAAACAGGAAAACAGAACAGUUUGGGCUUUUAGCACUCAUGUAGUAGAGUGCUAGGGAAAGGAUGUAACUUUUCUUCCCUUUUUAGACAAGGUCAAAGUUUCCUUGAAAUUGUUGGGGGCAGGGUACUUGAACUUUUAGCUUCCAGACAACAGUCUUGACUUCAUCUGUCACUAAGUCCAACAGCUCAGUGUGGACCAAGCACACUUGUUGAAUUGCUCUGAUAUAGUGAUCAGCAGAGAAACAAGUGUUUACAAUUAUAUUUAUUAGCCCUGGUCUGCACUACAUAGUUAGGUCGACAUAAGGCAGCUUAUGUCUACUGAACUAUGUCCAUAUACACACUACAGCCUUGCUCCCACUGAUGUAAGUGUACUACCACGCUGAAUAUAACUGCCACUCCACGAGAGGCAGAGGGCUUGUGUCGGUGUAGUUAGGAUGACCUAUAGACACUGAAUUACCUAUAUCAGCAGUUGGUGUCCACUCCAAACUGGGCUGCCACCCAAGCUCCUGCUUGGGCUGCUGCCUGGGCUUCUGCGCACGCACCCACCCCACUCCCAGCAGGAAGCCUGACUGCCCCCAGCUGGACUCUUGGUUCUCUGUCAGGAGCAUAGCAGCCAACCGGACUUGAAGCUCAGAUCUCCACACCAGAGAUCAGAAACCCCAGGCAGUUCUUUCUUCCUCCUCUCUUCUCCCUCCCUCGCCCCCAGCUCGGUAGUGGCAAAGCAAGAAGCUCUGGGGCAUGUGGCGCUCAGGCCCCUAUACUGCCCCUCUUCAGUCAGUGGAAGCACUCCAGGUGAAGGGAGACACCACCAACAGAAGGAGUAUGGUAGUAUAAAUUGACCUAACCUAGCUUGAUUUAAGAUUGUAAUAUAGAUAUGUCCUUAGUUGUUAGCGUUAGCACCCUUUUGCUAUGAAUGGCCAGUUCAUAACUACUAUUGGUUCUCUGCAGGUGCAGGAAAAACAGCAAGAUGUGUAUAUUGCAUGCUUUUUAAAAAAAAUCAGAAGGGCUAAAAACUCAAGUUUUUAAAUUAAAUUUUAGAUUCUGGGGCACAAUUGUGUGUCAGUGAGUGGAAUCUGCAGGAGGCUUUGUUACCAUAUAACUAUAAAAAUAGGACUCUACUUAAUAAGAUGCAAAGAGAACCUAUUUGUUCUCGUGAGCAAAAAUCACAAGCAACAGGUCAUGUGUAUUGUUUUCUAGUGUUGGGUACCUGUUGCUUUCCCAGUGUGUAUUACUGAAGUUCCUGUUUGACUGGGCUGAAACCAUCUCUAUAGUAUCACUUUGUCCUUUAGUUCCUGGACCUGAUAAUGAAUCCUCCUCUCUCCUUUUAUCGAAAACUCAUGUUCUCUUCAGCAGGCAUUCCCAUUUCAUUCAGUUGUGUUGACAACUGUCUUCUGAAGUGAAGCUAUAAGACUUGCUGUAUGGAAUCUUGUUCUAUAGCAUGGGAGAAGAGGAAGGACUCCACCAAACACAGUUAUUGGACACAAUGUUUGUGCGAGGACUGAAGAGAAAAUGUUUUGAUGGUGAAGAAGAUAUUGAAGGAACUCUGGCUGGCUUUAAAGCUAUCCCUUCAUAUAAUCUUCAGCGACAGUCACUUUUAGAUAUGUCUUUGGUCAAACUUCAAUUAUGCCACAUGCUCGUUGAACCUAAUCUUUGUCGUUCGGUACUUAUAGCCAAUACAGUGCGGCAAAUCCAAGAGGAAAUGACCCAGGAUGGGACUUGGCAGAUGAUAAAUACACAGAGUGCAGGACAGACUUCUCUAGAUCGUCUAGUUUCAACAGAUAUCCUUUGCCGUUCAUCCAAGGAACAAGCUGAAGGAAAACUUGUUCCAGUUUAUAGUACCUUCACUAAAGACUGUGAGGGUACGUCACAAGAUAAUUCAGAAAUUAUGUCAACAGUUACGUCACCACAAGUUCCAAAAAACCUACAAAGUAACAUGUGGGAAAUGGAGAACCCACAAGAAAAUAGAGGAAGCUUUCAAAAAUCAUUAGAUCAAAUAUUUGAGACGUUAGAGAAUAAAAGUCCUAAUACAGUUGAAGAUCUAUUUUCAGAAGUUGACAAUUCUUACUAUGACCUAGAUACAGUAUUAACAGGAAUGAUGAGCAACACAAAAAUGGGACACUGUGAUCUCGAAACAUUUCCGUCUCAGACAUCCACAAAUUCUAAUUCUAACUGUAAAUCUGAUCUUAAUGAGCUUGAUCAUAUUGUGGAGAUCCUUGUUGAAUCUUGAAACUGUUAAAUGUGCAGAAGACAAAGAUCCUUCAAGGAAACAGGACUUGUGGAAACCAUUUUUAAGAUAGUUUAUUCUAUCAAAACUGCACAUGUAUUUUAUAAAAAAGUAUAUAAAGCACUUCAUAUUGCAAAAUGUUAAUUUUUGAAGUUAACAUGCAAUUUGUAGUGUCACUCUGUUUUGUCCAUUUGACUGUAAAUACAUACUGUAAAUGAUUUAAGUUAGAGCCCAAGGCUUUCAGAACUGAGCUUUUUUGCAAAAUUUCUAGCCUUUUGAAGGGGGUGUAUGUUCAGUGAGGGUUUCUCUCUUUUGUUUUCCUUUGGGCUUCCCCUUCUUCCCUUCUCCUCCUCCCUCCCCCCCAAGAGGCAGCAGUUAGAGAGACUGGGUUCUCCUUUACCUCCUGACUCUGGAUCAACACUUCAUUCCUACCACCACUUAACUCCUUCCCUAUCCACUUCCUCUGUUCUGCCUGCAGUUACUGCAGGCACUUGAGGAGCAAUAUGCAAUAGUUCCAUUAUCCUAGUUUAGUCUGUUUUUGCGCAAAAAAAAUCUGUUUAAAUAUAGUUUUUAAAGUGUUUAUCAAUGUUUAGAUUUUUCCAGCUAUUUUCCUAAAGUAUAUUUUUUACUAUAAAUGUCCUAUGAGCUGCUAAUUUAGUAACUUUUAAUCAUAAAUAUUUGCAGUUGAUGUAUUUUUGAAAGACUUUCAGGAAGGGAUUUGUUUUUACCAUGAGCUACCUUAUGUAGUUCAGUAAAGUGUGUAAGUGUAAAUAUACGUUUUAUAGGUUACAUUAAAAUGUAAGUGCUGUUUUCAUUGUUUUAUAGAGUAGUACUUUACUAAACUAAGAAUUGUACAAGUAUGCUUUUUAUACAACUUGAGCAUCAUUAGAGGAAAAGCUGAUACAGCUAGGUGCAAUUACAGUUCAAACAACAUCUUUGUUAAUUUCAGACCUAAAUUAUAUGGGUUUUUAUUUAUAUUUAUUUAUAUGUAAAUGUCAUCAAAUGAAUUGUUUUUCAUUGAAGUCUACCAUCAAAUAGUUGUUUAUAUGAGAACUGUCUUGCGCUAAUUACUACAAAAAGUAUUACUAGAGGCCUUUAAACCUCUAAUCAUGAGGUAUUCCGAUGUCUUGUCUAGAUUAGUAUGUCCCACUCUACCUAGACUUUCUUAUCAAACUGUUUUUGAUUAACAGAAGUUAAUAUAAUGUGGGUUAGUAUUUGCUUUCAUUAAGGACUUACACAUUCGUUUUAGAGUGUGUAUAAUUCAUCUUGUCCCUAAGGGCACUUUUUGGGGGUGGGGGUGGGGCCAGAAUCAAAUUUGAUGUACAUUUUUUUUGCUAUAAAAUGAGCAAUUUUUACCUUGGUAAACUGGUGCUGGGAAAAAAAUCAAAAUAUAUGAUAGGAAAGGGAGGGAAAGAGAUGUUGUUCCUGGAACCUUUUGGUAUUGUCCGUAUGCGGAGAAGAGAUUGCAAAUAGUUCAGUAGUUUUCACUGGUGUAUCAAGGGACUGAGAACAACGUGGAAAAUAAACAUUUUUUGCGUUUAGCAGACCUUUUUGUCCUCCCACAGGUGAUCUGACACUUCGUGUCUGUCUCAUGAUUCUCAAAUCUCUAACUAGGGAUUUUAAGUACAUUCCAGUUCCUCACUUCCAUGAAACUUGUUUCUAAAUAUAAAUACUCUUGUUUCUA